UGUUUAUUGUAUUAAAAUUUUGGAAAAAAAAAACAUGUGUAGUUUCUAACUAAAUAUUUGUUUUGUGUGUUGAGCUUAGAUUAUGCAAGUCGUUACUAAAGUAGCCCGAGUAACUCCAAGUGCUCAAAGCAAUGGCAGCUGCACCAAAAAGGAAUCCAGCUCCAAGCAAUUUACCACCCAGACUGCUUAGCAAUGGCAGCAGCAUGUGGCGCUCGGAGCCACCCAAUUGGCAUUCAAUGGCCAUGCGUAAUUCCUUUCAUGCUCAUUUUGUUGGCAAUCCCUAUCAGACGCCACAACCAUUCAUGACAGGCGGCUCCACAAUGCCACAGGCCUUCAGCUACAUGCCACAGCAGCAGCAACAACAGCAGCAACCACAAUAUUAUACACAGCAAGGUGAAGCUGAAGUAAAUACCUUAAACUUAACCAUGGCGCAUAUGCAGCCAAGAAUUCAGUCGCUGUCCCAGCCCCAGCAGCAGCUUUGGUACGAGUACGACUAUCAGCCCAUGCAGCCAAGUCCGGACUACAGCUAUUGGUAUCGCAUGCAACAAGCUCCAGCAGCAAGUGCCUACCAAAUGAAUCCCAGGCAAACAGCAGUGGCCAAACCGCAGCCAAUCCAAGCUGCAGCUAAGUCCACAGCUCAAAUCCAAGGCAAAGCGUGCCAAAAGCAAAUCCAUUCAAUACCAGGCGGCCAAGAGCAACGGCGGCUCGCUGUUCGUGCACCGCUCAGCGCUAACGGCAGCCUCAACCGCAUGGAUAGCGUCACCAGUUUCCAGAACUCCCUUGGCUCACGCAUCCGCAAUUCAGCCGAAGACCUGGUCCAAUAUCGGCGCAUUGCCGCACGCACUCUCGCCAAGAAGCAACAGACACCACCAAUAGCAGAAGCAACUCAACAGCUCAAGCAAGAGCUGCCCAAGGAACAGCCGAAAGUAAGCAACGGCAUAUACAGGCUGCCAGCAAAGCAAGCAGAGUCCAAGAUUGAAGAGCACGAAAUGCAGCCAAUAACUGAGAACAAGCCGACGCUUUCCUCUGAGCGCAAAGGCAACAGUUUCUUUAAGAAACUUGGACUCCUCAUGAGCGGCAGCAAGCUCAGCAGUCAGUCUCGCAAGAAAACAAAUUUCCUUAAGCGUCUCUUUAUCGCUGAGCAUUAUCCAACCGAUACGCAUGUCGCUUCGGAUUCGAACCAAGAGACAAGCGACUCUCUGAGAUUUGAAAGAGAGCACGCCAAGCCAACAAAAGAUGAACUAACCAAAGCCAAACAGAUUUAGUUAGAAGCUAACGACAUGUAAAAAUAAAGUCACAAUAAAAUAUUAUAAAA
This is a messenger RNA of Drosophila busckii, 1315 nucleotides long. RefSeq names its product formin-J. The transcript has 3 exons. Bases 132 to 1265 code for a protein of 377 amino acids. Lineage: Eukaryota; Metazoa; Arthropoda; Insecta; Diptera; Drosophilidae. The record is from RefSeq and is a predicted model, not a curated record.